ACCCUCAAACCAUACCACCUAGCUAAUUAAAAAAGGUAAACAAAAGCAUUCCACCGUGAUGGCAGCAAACAGUGAUAAAAACAGGAGGUUGCAUUGGACAAACCAGAAGCACUUGCAUUUCUUGAACUCAAUGGAAGCUUCUUUUGUUCAAUCCAUGCUCCAAAAUAACUCCCGCUUUCCCCCUCUCCACCGUUAUUUACCAGACUCCUCUGAUUCUACCCUGGAUUUGGACAAGUUUAAAUCAUCUUCCUCCACUUUUCAUACAGAUAAUGUGGAGUCCAGUGUGAGAAGGACAGAGACAAAGACAAAGACAAAGACGAUAAUUUUAUCAUGCCAAAAAUCUUCUCAGGAUCAGGUGGUCCCAGAAUUUCAGAAACAAGGGAGAUGAGAAAAGAUAAUCUUGAUGUCGCACAACCCAUCAAGAAAAUAAUUUUAUCACUUCAACUAGUUUUUUUUGUUUAAUUUUAUUUUACUUUGGAGAAUUGACUAUCUAAUUAGUGUGUUAAAUUUUAAUUGAACCUCUAUGUAAUUUGUUCUUUUGUUAUUUGGGUAAGUAAAAUAGCUUCGCCGCCUAA
Molecule: messenger RNA, 575 nt
Organism: Salvia splendens (bonfire salvia)
Lineage: Eukaryota; Viridiplantae; Streptophyta; Magnoliopsida; Lamiales; Lamiaceae
Exons: 3
Coding region: 59-388 (109 amino acids)
Biological process (GO): response to cold; regulation of circadian rhythm
Source: RefSeq, a predicted model, not a curated record